ACCCAGAUGCCUCCACUCCCUCUUGGCGAGCGCAUAGUGGUUAUUCAGCGCCCUAAAAACUUGGCCCUACGUGGGUCCACCCCACAGACCACACCACAGCCUCACUCCCAUAUAACAGCCCUCAGCAACAAACCUCUCUCCCGCCCUUCUCAUCCCCACCCUCCUCAGUCCCACCCUAAUCCUACAUCCCCGAACUCACUGUCUUUGGAAUGCAAGAGCAGAUCAUCAUCCCGUCUGCAGAAAACCAAGGGCGACAAGGCCAUUGUCUCAGAGGGUGUCAGACACACCCCUAGCCACUGUCACAGCAACGGGACCGUGACUCUUGGCCCUAGACCCCACCAACACACACACACCAUCGACAUCAAGUUAUCCGUGAACAAAGGAAUAAAAGGAGGAGGAGGGCACAACAACACUUUAGGUCGCAGUGGGAGUGUGAAGGUUGGCAAGAAAAGGGUCUCGUUGUGCUUGGAUCCAGGAUACGGGGAGAGAAAAGCUGGGGGAACAUCAGGGAAGCCUGGUGGAGCAGUGCAGCAACUCCAAAACCACCCACAGAACCAGAUCAAGGCCUCACGAGGCAGUCACCAUCAGAAUCAUCUGGCUGUGUCCCCAGGAGGGGUUCUAGAGUUUGUCCCAGCCAAGAGACAGCAGUCCAAGUCCAGAAGAGAGAAGGCGCAGGACGCGUCCUCCAAAGUCUGCUCUGCCAGCUUCCCCCCCAGAGGUGCCCGGGAAGUGCCCUGCGUGGGUAACAAAGAGAAUUCCAAACUGGGACCUGUCCAUCAAAACCCCAACCCCCACAGCCUGCCCCACCACCACAACUCUGUCCCUGUGCCCCAUGCCUCCGUCCUAAACUCCCAUUACCCUGCUUCCCCUUCCUCCCACCAACCCUGUGCUUCUACCUCGUUCCAGCAACCCCUCAACCAGCCCCGUCCAUCCCGCGGCAGGGACCAUCGCCCUCAGAUCCUCCACGGCCUACCCUUCUCCCCCUGUUCCUCCCGUGGAGGUUUCCCCAGCCCAGACCACACCUGUACCAUCGACUUCUCCCAUCCCUUCAGCUGUGGCUGCUGGAAGCUGGUCCGCUGCAGGGGGGCCAGGGGACGUUCUGCUGGCUGCCAGGGGGGUGGGGGGAGUCCAUUGUCCUCUUUUUCCUGCGCCCACGGCCACGGGGUUGGAGGGGUGAACCAUAGAGGGGGCUCAGCAAUGGGUUUAAGAACUCUGGGGGGAUGUUUGUCCACAGCCUCCACCACCAACACCUCAUCCUCCAACAGCACUGUGUCGGACUGCCGGACGGGCUUGCUCAGACCCCUGCGGUGUGCCUCCUGCUCCAGGGAGGCUGGCGCCUUUGAGAGUCCUGCUGCAUUCCGCAAAAAACUGGUGGGGGGAUGCCUGCCCUGUACCCCACUAUCCUCCUCAGCCCCGCUGCGAGCCUUACAGAGUUGUGUGAGUGGCUGCAACCCCAAAGCCAGUCAGGGUGGCAGCUCUACCUGCAGUUAUUGUAGCAGCGACCCUAUAGUGGUGACCUUCAACCCCCGCCGUAGCGGCAAGCCCCCCGGAUUGGGCAGGGGUGUAGGGGCAGGGCACCCCAUGGGAGUAUUCCCCGCUGAUGAUGAUGAUUACAGUGUGCGCACAAUCUGGCCCGAGGAGCUGUCGAAGAAGAUGACCAGGUCUAAAACCCAACAGAACCACCAGAGCUGUGCCGGGAUGGGAGUGGGGAAGACAUGUGCCGGUCAGAACCAGAACAGCAGCAACGGAACCAGCCCUGUCAUCCUGGACUGUAGGAACCUGUUGGAGUUCACCCGGAAUCAGAUAACAGACCACGCUGGCCGCCGCCGGCUUCAGCAAGGCAAGAUGGCCGUCCUGGAUUUCAUUGGGUCUGGGUCUGGGUCUGGGCGAGAUCCGGGCCGGGACUCCCUGAAGAGGCUCUGGAACAAAGGUGGGGAGACAGGGAUGGUGGAUGGCAUGGGGCAGGAAGACGAUAUGGCAUACCCUCGCACCCCCUCCCCCCGCUCCCCCUCUCCCCAAUCCCCUUCUUCCUUCUCAACAGCACCGUCAGCUCCCAGCACUCUCCUCAAACCCAAACCCAGACAGAGAGAUGCAGAGGGACGGCAUUCCCUCCCCUCCGCUCAGUCCCUCCACCUGGUCCUAAACUCACUCAACAGAGAGCAGGACGAGGAGAACGGCAGAGGUAAGGAUGUCCAACACUCUUUUUUUGUUUAAGUCUUUUAGUCUAUACUAAAUGACCAAAAGUAUGUGGACACCUGCUCGUCUAACAUCUCAUUCCAAAAUCAUGGAAUGAUUUGGUCCUCCCCUUUGCUGGUAUAACACCCUCCACUCUUCUGGGAAGGCUUUCCACUAGAUGUUGGAACAUUGCUGCGGGGACUUGCUUCCAUUCAGCCACAAGAGCAUUUGUGAGAUCGGCACUAAUGUUGGGCGAUUAGGCCUGGCUUGCAGUCGCCAUUCCAAUUAAUCCUAAAGGUGUUUGAUAGAGUUGAGGUCAGGGCUCUGUGCAGGCCAGUCAAGUUCUUCCACAUUGAUCUCAACAAACCAUUUCUGUAUGGACCUCGCUUUGUGCACAGGGGCAUUGUCAUCCUGAAACAGAAUCGUCUAGAAUAUCAUUGUAUGCUGUAGAGUUAAAAUUACCCCUCACCGGAACUAAGGGGCCUAGCCCGAACCAUGAAAAACAUCCCCAGACCAUUACUGCUCCUCCACCAAACUUUACAGUUGGUCCUAUGCAUUCGGGCAUCCACCAAACCCAGAUUUGUCCGUCGGACUGCCAGAUGGUGAAGCGUGAUUCAUCACUCCAGAGAACGCAUUUCCACUGCUCCAGAGUCCAAUGGCGGCGAGCUUUACACAACUCCAGCCGAUGCUUGGCAUUGCGCAUGGUGAUCUUAGGCUUGUAUGCAGCUGCUCUGCUAUGGAAACCCAUUUUAUGAAGCUUCCGAUUAACAGUUUUGGUGCAGACGUUGCUUCCAAAGGCAGUUUGGAACUCGGUAGAGAGUGUUGCAACCGAGGACAGGCGAUUUUUAUGGGCUACACGCUUUAGCACUCGCCGGUCCCGUUCUGUGAGCUUGUGUGGCCUACCACUUCGCGGCUGAGCCGUUGUUGCUCCUAGACGUUUCCACUUCACAAUAACAGCACUUAGAGUUGACCGGGGCAGCUCUAGCAGGGCAGAAAUUUGACGAACUGACUUGUUGGAAAGGUGGCAUCCUAUGACGGUGCCACGUUGGAAGUCACUGAGCUCGUCAGUAAGGCCAUUCUACUGCCAAUGUUUGUUUAUGGAGAUUGCAUGGCUGUGUGCUCGAUUUUAUACACCUGUCAGCAAUGGGUGUGGCUGAAAUAGCCGAAUACACUAAUUUGAAGGGGUGUCCACAUACUUUUGUACAUAUAGUGUACUUCUGCUGGUUUUGGACUGUUGUACAUUUUUGACAGAAAGUUAUGGACACUUAGAUAGUUACAGUAAAAAAAAAAUCCCCAAUGGAGAAACCAGCUUUCAUGUCUGACUGCAGCAAUUACCAUUUGUUUCUGUAAAUCUCUUUCCUCCUAUUCUUAUUCUCAUUACUGUCUCUUUCUUCUACCUUUUCCCUGCUUCUCUUUCUUUUAAAUCCCCUGCCUUUCCAUGCCUAUCUCUCUUUAUAUGUUACGGUAUUCUAACAUGUUGGGGAUUUUAAAGGAACCCGGGGAGAAUGACUGUUAAUUAUAGCCUAGGCUCUGGAGAGAGAAAAAGACAGAGGAGAGAAAUGGAGAAGAGUGCUGAGAAGAGGGGGAGAUUAGAAUAGCUGAGUUUAUGUUCUUUUUUCCUAAGGGAAAUGGGGUCACUGACACUGAACCCUGUCAGUGGGAGAUUAAGCUGUUCUCAUUUAAAUGAUGAAGACCCAAAAAGCUAUGAUAUGUUCUCUAUUCUUAUUAGUUACAUAACUGAAGCCUCCUCCCACUCCGUUAAGAGUUCAGGAUGUGUUGAUGACAUACAGUAUAGAAUGAAGAAUGUAGUGUCAGACAUCUUUUCAUGUCUGUACCUUUCCCUCUUCCUGAAAGGAGAAUAUGUAUGAAAUUAUAUAAGUAUUUUAGCAGUUCCUCAGAGCUGCGUACUUCUUUGCUCUGCGUGUGUAAAGUGAACAGCAAUGAUACUCAUGCUCAAACAAGCACUAUAAAUUAGAUUAAUUGUACACUUUCAUUGCCUCUCCUUCAUUCACACAUCUCUUCAUAACGCUUUCUGUCUCCAAUGCUUGAUCUAUUUUUGUAUGCUUCAGGGUGAAUGCAUGUCAGCCAGUGAUCCAAAUCAAAUGAAAUUGUAUUUUCUAACAGCAAUCUCUCACUGUAUCUGCUCUCCCAGUGCACCUCACUCUGCCGCUCUCCUCCUCGCUCCCGGCCUCCCUGUCAGAUGAGAGUGGGAUGACCCCUGACGUGGAGAACGCGGUGGUCAGCCCCAUCCUGCCCUUCCUCUUCCUGGGCAACGAGAGGGACGCCCAGGACCUGGACCUACUGAUGCGUCUCAACAUCGGCUACGUGGUCAACGUCACCACACACCUGCCCCUCUACCACCUCGGCUCCUGCCUGGUGCGCUACAAACGGCUGCCGGCUACCGACAAUAGCAAGCAGAACCUGCGUCAGUACUUUGAAGAGGUGUUUGAGUUCAUUGGUGAGUUGAACAGUAUUUACCUUCAUGUUCUACUGCACUCUCUAUCCCCGUUCCUGUCUUUCAGUCUUUUUCUCUGUCUGAGCUUGAAGUAUUUUAGCAGUGAGAUAAGGUAAGGAUCAUGAUGAUUUAUAUGUUACGUUUUUCCUCUGAUCUCAAUCUCCUAUUUCAACGUUUUUGACUGGAGAGACAGUUGGGGAGCUAUAAAUGGAUCAAAAGGGAAGAUGGGAGAACUGGAAAGUCAGUUAGGGAGCUAUAAAUGGAUCAAAGGGAAGAUGGGAGAACUGGAGAGUCAGAUCCAGAAAAAGCUGUGUAGUAGAUGAAUUCCAGCGAUCAUCCUUGACGGGCAUCUGAUAGCAACCUCUUUUUAUCCACAGAGGAGGCUCACCAGAGUGGGCGAGGAGUGUUGGUGCACUGUCAAGCGGGCGUGUCCCGCUCGGCAACCAUCGUCAUCGCCUACCUGAUGAAGCACACCCUCAUGACCAUGACUGAUGCCUACAAGUACGUGCGGGGCCGUCGUCCUGUGGUGUCUCCCAACCUCAACUUCAUGGGUCAGCUACUGGAGUUUGAGAGGGACCUCAACUCCGGGGUCACUCCUCGCAUCCUGACCCCCAAACUCAGCGGCCUGGAGACCCAGGUCUGA
Coregonus sp. 'balchen' is the source of this 5273-nucleotide messenger RNA. Lineage: Eukaryota; Metazoa; Chordata; Actinopteri; Salmoniformes; Salmonidae. The record is from the annotation of a GenBank genome assembly.